Messenger RNA from Tuber aestivum (summer truffle), 1608 nucleotides. Lineage: Eukaryota; Fungi; Ascomycota; Pezizomycetes; Pezizales; Tuberaceae. The record is from the annotation of a GenBank genome assembly.
CUCCGCUUCCCUCAGGUGGAGGGAGAGUAUGAAGUGAUGUGGGGUGAUGUGAAGUGAGUAUGUGGUGUAGUCGAGAAUUGGCAACCACUAACCUACGCCUUGUGAAGAUACGAGAUUUCACUUGUUCGAGCACUCAUCGCGAGAAGUCCAGAGAGAUCGGGGCGUUAACCCAAACACUCACUAAGAUAGCAUAGGAAAGGAAAAAGAGGACUAAAGCGAUCUUGGUUGCCGGGCCCUUUUUUUUAUUUUUACCGAGAAACAUCCCUAGCCCAGCUGCAAAUGCACCGAUACGCGCUUUCGCCUCUGGCCUGUGAUGCCUAGCUGGUUGGCCGGUCGUCGGUCUAUCAUCUUUCUAGGGGGGUAUAGCAGUUUGGGUCCAAAUCCAAAUACGCGUCCCUCUGCCGGAAACCCCAACGGAUGACUUAUCGUCAAUCCGGAACAGGGCACGCACCGUUUGAUAAAGCUUCUUCAUGUGGUUAGGUAAUUCAAGAUUUUCCGUAUCACAUCUCAGACGGGAUUCUCUUUUUAUAGCUCAUUCGUUUCCGGCAAGCGAGUCGAAAUAAGAAAAAUAAAAUAAAAACUCAAGCCUUUUUUCUUCUUUCAUUCUUUUCUACCUCUUCCUAUCUUGGGGCCAGGCCAUUUUCAACUUAUCAUCGUUGAUCCCUGAUAGCAUGCGGUGUUGUCAUCGCUUGUUAACGAUCCUUCCUUCCGCUCUCAUCCUCUCGGAUACCUGCUCGUGCACAGAUUAGCAGGUCUGGAUUGGAACAUAAACGACUACUCACAAUCUCGGACUAGAGGUCUGAUCGGGGUGAGGACUCUGGUUAUCUCCACCGCUGGACCAGCCCGGGAAUCUAGUCUACACCAAAAUCACAAGCUAUCACUCGUCGUAUUUUAAAGAUCUUUUUUUUUUCUUUUUUCUUUCCUCUUUCAAUCGUGUCCGCCGGUACCAUAAAAUAGUACAUGGGAAUGUGAGCUGCGAUACCCGUAGUGGCGAGCGAUAGCCACGGUGCCUUUAUCGAAAUUAGAUGCAGGCGGAGGAGGGAAGUAACAGGGCCCGCUAAGUCUUCUGUUUUCUGUUUUUAACAAAACAAAAAAUUUCUAAUUCCUGUAUAGUGAAAAUAACAAAGGUAAAAUGAAAUGAAUGGAAAUGCCCCAAGGAGCAAUACGACACAGGAAGCCUUCGGUGUGUCUUCCCCUCUUCUUCCCCCUCCCCCACCUGCCUCCCUUCUCGUGUACUCUCUUGCUUAAUCACCAGCAGGGGCACUGCCCAAAGAUCAAUCAAUAGGAUGCCCCCCACACUCACCGGAAAUACUACAGGAGAGGAGAGGGAGCAAGAAAGAAAAAAAGAAACCCAGACCCCUCCCUCACUACCAACUAUCUACCCUCAGUAAAUGUUCGGAGCCACCCGGGACUUUCAUACCUCCUAUAGCACACGCGUACACACGAGUGUAUGCACAUCAUAGGCAAGUACAGCUAAACUUGAAACCCGGAACCAACUCCCCUAUCUCCAUCACCUGCGUGCUCUUCCCCUCACUUGCCGGCUAGCUAAUGGUGCGAACCCGGGAAUCGAUGCGUGGGAAACUUACACAGAGGGCGGGGAGUGGCUUA